Lolium rigidum is the source of this 2831-nucleotide messenger RNA. Its product is annotated as protein kinase and PP2C-like domain-containing protein. NCBI's taxonomy places the organism in Eukaryota, Viridiplantae, Streptophyta, Magnoliopsida, Poales, Poaceae. Bases 210 to 1910 code for a protein of 566 amino acids. The transcript has 11 exons. Gene Ontology annotation, biological process: protein phosphorylation. The record is from RefSeq and is a predicted model, not a curated record. Gene Ontology annotation, molecular function: protein kinase activity; ATP binding.
GAAUUACAGACAUGCAAUUCAGCCGCCGUUCGAUCGACCCGAGAACGAGCAAAGUCAACGAAUCCAGUUAGUACAUCGAACCGUUGCCUCCACGCAGCCACGCCGCCGCCUUCACUUCCCAAUCCCCACGGACCACCACGCCUAUCGAGACGAGAUUCAGCCGAUUUCCCACGCGACAGAACGCCGACGGGGAGGUCGAGGCGGCUGCGAUGGCUCUGGAGGUGCCGCCGGAGGAGUCCAACCGGUGCGUGCGCGGGUGCUGCCGCAGCGCCGCCAUCCCGCUCCACCUACCCGCCGCGUCCUUCUCCCUUCUCUCCCCCAUCGCGCGAGGGUCAGAGAGCACGGUGUACGAGGCGCGGCUUGGGGGCGAGCGCGCCGCGGCCAAGAAGCCCGUGCUGUCCACUUCCGACGACCUCGACAAGUUCCACUAUCAGCUCCAGCUUCUAUGUAAGCUGGACCAUCCAGGGUUGGCAAAACUGAUUGCAGCACAUGCACGUCCUCCAAAUUACUUGAUGUUCUUUGAAUUCUUUGAGCCUCCAAACCUAGCAGACAAGAUACAUGUCGAGGAGUGGAGCCCUUCUAUCCAGCAAGUGGUUAACAUUGCCAGCUAUCUAGCAAAGACUCUCCAAUACCUACAAAUCCUUGGGAUAGUACACAGGGAUAUAAAACCAGCAAAUAUUUUGCUAGAUAAAGAUCUCCUUCCACGACUAGCAGAUUUUGGCUUGGCUAUGUACCAGAAGGAUAUUAAAAGCAUUUCAGUUGAAAACUGGAAAUCAUCUGGCAAGCCUACUGGUGGUUUCUAUAAAAAGAAUAUGGUUGGAACACUAAUUUACAUGGCACCAGAAAUUUUGAGAAAGGAUUUACAUACAGAAAAAUCAGAUGUGUAUAGCUUUGCAAUAUCAUUAAAUGAGCUUCUUACUGGUGUGGUGCCUUACACAGACCUGCGAGCUGAAGCACAGGCACACACCGUUCUUGAAAUGACUUACACCGAACAGCAACUUACAUCAGCUGUUGUUUCUCAAGGAUUGCGCCCUGCUCUUGCCCUUCCAGAGUCGGGCUCUCCGCCGAGUUUCUUGUCACUUAUUCAGCGCUGCUGGGACCCUGAUCCCAAACAGAGACCAUCAUUUGAGGAUAUCAUUCAAGAGUUAAAUGCAAUACAGAAGCACUUAGUUGCAUAUUCUUGCCCUCCACCAUCUUGUUCUGUGAACAUGAGUCAAAAUGGCAACGCGGAAGUACACCAUUAUCAAGAAGCAUUAAACUGGUUCAACCAAGGGGAGCUGUUCACAAAGAAAGCAAAAAAAUUAGAACAUACUGUGAAUCCUUGGUCUGAUUAUUUUGAUCAGUCCUCUGUCUCUAUGUAUCGUCCAACUUUAAGUUGGGGAUCUUUUGCAACAUGUGGGCGAAGAGAAACAAUGGAAGAUACUCAUUUUAUGCUUCCCUGCAUGUCUGAAGAAAAAGACGUGCAUUCGUUUGGCAUCUUCGAUGGACACAGAGGUGCGGCUGCUGCUGAGUUUUCUGUCCGAGCAGUUCCUGGAUUUCUGAAGCAAUUUGGCCACACCAGUCCAACUGAUGCCCUUGUAGAAGCAUUUAUGAAGAGCGACACAGCAUUUAGAGAAGAAUUAAUUAUUCACCAGAAGUCAAAAAGGAUUAUACAGAAAGACUGGCAUCCUGGUUGCACAGCAGUGACAGCACUGAUAGUGAGAAACAAGCUUUUUGUAGCAAAUGCUGGUGAUUGCCGCGCAAUUCUGAGCCGUGCUGGCAAACCAUUUCCCAUGACUAGGGAUCAUGUUGCUAGUUGCGCUAAGGAAAGAGAGCGUGUUAUAAAGGAAGGGACUGAAGUCAGAUGGCAAAUAGAUACAUGGCGAGUCGGUGCAGCUGCCCUUCAGAAACGCCUACUACAACUUAUCUAAAAGACUAAAGAUCAAGGUUUUAAAUUGCGUUUUCGCGGCUUUGUGAUGAGUUCCAACCUAUAGCUAUGGUAGUUAAUAUGGAAGCUAUUUUGAAUAGCGUUUUGAUAAAAAAAGUAAGAUACAGAUGCUUUUUUCCUUCUCAUUCUUGUUUUGGCUUCCUUUUUUUUUGGGUGGGUUUCAUAUAUAGCCUACCCCAACUUGCUUGGGAAAAAAGGCUUUGAUGUUGUUGUUGUUGUACAGAUGUCAAAAAAUCAAUAAUUACACAUUCAAAACCUUGUUAAAAUGUAUGUAAUUUUCACUUUGGAUGUACAAAUUAGCUUUUUACAAGACCUAGCAUAUAGCAUGAUUAAUGCUUUGAACUUACGCAUUUGAAGUCAUGGGAGUUCCAUACACCGUGUAGCCCAGUUUUGCAUAGAUAUAUUACCGGAUUAGUAGCUUCAUAUAUGUGACUGAAUUAAUUCAGCUGUAUGCGCCCACAAGUUUACUUCUAUAAAGUUCUAUGCCCUGACUCCAAUAUAAGUUGGGAUUAAGCAUUUCUGGAAUUCUGGUUGUUAAUUAAGUUGAAGGAAACAUUCAAGGGCAAAUGUACUGUGACCCCACCUAUCUUGUUUAUACUUAAUACUAUAUAAUAGCCUCUUACACUGUUCUAGUAAUUCAGAGUCAGAUGAUUAUGCACAUAAUUCUACAGUAAAAAAGCAUAUACUACAUCUUCUCUACACAUAUAAUGCAACUCCCAGCAAUUUGUCCAUGGCUGCAGCAGAACUAGUAAGAUUUGACUAUGUUAUGCUUGCAAAUGAUUCACCUUGUAUCUUUAAAACCAACAUGGAGGGUCUAUUAGAAGACUUCUGAGAUGCAAGCCUAACUUGAUGAAGAUUAUUCUAUUCCUCUUUGCACUAAGAUUAGCCAACUUGAUAAACUAAG